AUGAGUAAGGACACCAUCAACGAUACCGAAACCGCGCCCACAGUCCCUGAGGGUCAGAAGGACUCUCUCAGCUCGUUCGUCGCCACUCUCGCCAGCUUCUCAGGAGACCUCUCUUCCCUCACUUGCCCCAGCUUCUUACUUAGCUCCGUCAGCUUGCUCGAGUACAGUCAGUACUGGGGUGACCAUCCCAAACUGUUUGCUUCCAUCUCCAAGGGCGAGACCCCAGAGGAGCGUCUGUUGAACGCUACUCGGUGGUUCAUCUCGACUUUGUACGGAUCGUACUCUUCCAGAUCUACCACUGCUGGCAUGGAGAAAAAGCCUUACAACCCAGUCCUUGGCGAGCAGUACUUUGCCCAAUGGACUGGCGACGAAGAGACUGGGGACACAAUCUUGAAGGCCGAGCAAGUCAGCCAUCACCCUCCUAUCAUGGGCUUCCACCUCGAGAACAAGAAGGCUGGCGUUAUUCUGGAAGGUCACUGCGGUCAAAAGUCUCGAUUCGCCAUGCCUGCAGGAAUUGAUGUCUCCCAGACCGGCCACGCCAUCCUCAACUUGCCCCAGUUCAAGGAGCAUUACCUGAUUACCCUGCCCAACCUCAACAUUCGCGGCAUGGUCACCGGCCGUCCUUCGGUCGAGCUGUCUGGAACGACCUAUAUUGUCAGCAGCGCAGGACAUAUGACAACCAUCGAGUACAGCACCAAGGGAUACUUUUCAGGAGAACGUCACAGCUUCAAGGCCACGUUGAAGCCCAUCGAGGGAGGAUCGGUCUCCUAUACUGCCCAGGGUGUCUGGAGUGGAGUGUCAAAUUACACCGACAACAAGACCAACGAGACCAGCCUGUUCUUUGACUCGGAUACGGACCCGAGAGUCGCACCCGAACUGAAGCCCCAGGCGGAGAUGGGUGAUUUGGAGUCUCACAAGCUGUGGUCGCAGGUGACGAAUGCGAUCAACAACAAGGACUACUCGACAGCGUCGCGGGUGAAGGCACAGAUCGAGGAGGCGCAGCGUGCUCUUGCCAAGGCUCGCAAAGAGAAGGGCGAGACGCAAGCGGAUGCCUUGAAGGUGUUUGAGCUGGUGUCGGAAGACGAUGACGAGACGGGCAAGGCAUUCCAGGAGCUGAAGGGCAAGCUUGUGGCGGCUGUGGGGGCCAAGGCUCUGAAGGAGGACGACACGAAACCCCACUGGAGGCUGCGUCAGUAA
This is a messenger RNA of Linnemannia hyalina, 1197 nucleotides long. The record is from the annotation of a GenBank genome assembly. NCBI's taxonomy places the organism in Eukaryota, Fungi, Mortierellomycota, Mortierellomycetes, Mortierellales, Mortierellaceae.